Messenger RNA from Bactrocera tryoni, 1926 nucleotides. Its product is annotated as phospholipase A1. The coding region runs from base 482 to 1747 and encodes 421 amino acids. Gene Ontology annotation, molecular function: lipase activity. Gene Ontology annotation, biological process: lipid metabolic process. The record is from RefSeq and is a predicted model, not a curated record. The transcript is spliced from 3 exons. NCBI's taxonomy places the organism in Eukaryota, Metazoa, Arthropoda, Insecta, Diptera, Tephritidae.
CUAAAGUGCUGGCGGAGUCAGUUGCGCGACGGCAAUCGCUCCGACUAGUUGUGAGCUAGUAUACGUGACUCCGUAGUACUUUAUUUAUCCAUAUGAAACGAAUACGAAACGAUAUUUAUGCCUAUAAAAUUAGUUCGCGUUUGUUGAUUGCGAAUUGAGUACGGCGGGGAACGGCUGUGAUCGCAGCUUCAGUUCAACGGCAUUCACAAAAGCAGGCGAAUCGCGAGCCAAAGCUGUCAACGUCGACAUUUACGCGUCGUUGGAAGAGUUUUCGGUUCUGUGUUUAGUAAUCGCAGCUAUUAAGCUAUCUCGUUGACAUAUUUGCGGAUAUCGUAAUUGAAAAGAUCGAGUAGGGGUGUGUGCUUUGUUUACUACGACUAUUUUUUCCAUUUAUUAAUCCAUGAAGUGAAAGUGUUGUUGUUUAUUUUCCACUUGACUGAACUCAACUACGGAGUAGCUUAUUUACUAUUAACAAAUUCAGAUGCACCACAGAUCCGCGAUUCAAGACACACUGCGCCUCUCUCGUCUAGUGGCAGUUGUUGUUCUAGUGAUAGUUUUAGCAAAUGUGCCAUCAGCAUGCAGCGCACCGCUAGCUAGCUCAUUGCGUGACGUCUGCGGUCACACGCUACGCAGACCAAGCGGGUUUUUCGAUUCUACUUUCCUGAAGCGUUUCUUCAAACACUGGAUACCAUUCACCAGUUCCAUGCGCGUCAAAAUGCAAUUCUAUUUAUAUAAAAGGGAUUUUGCCGAGUGUGGACGUGAAAUAAUAACAGACGAUGGCAGCAGUUUGGAAAUGUCUGAUUUUAAUCCAGAUCAUCCAACCAGAAUAAUCAUACAUGGUUGGAUGAGUCAGAGCAAAGGCGCCUUGAAUCGUGCUGUCAAAAAUGCGUAUCUGAGUCUAGUCAAACGCGAGCCACUGUCAGAUGUUUCCACCGAAGAUGCCAACGUCGUCACCAGUGCACCAAUCAACAGUGUGUAUUUAAACAACAGUGAUCUCAAUGGCACUGUAACGCCGAGCGACUAUAACAUAAUCGUCUGUGAUUGGAGUAUUAUUUCGUCGAAUGUGAAUUAUUAUAGUGUCGUCGAAAUGGUUGAGGAUUUAGGUCGGUUACUUGCCGAUUUUGUUGGUUUUCUGCACCUGCGCACCGGCCUCAAUUAUAAUGAUGUCUAUUUGAUUGGUCACUCGUUGGGCGCACAAAUCGCCGGUAGCGCUGGCAAGCAAGCACAUCCCUACCGCUUCAAUACGAUCUAUGCGCUCGAUCCGGCCGGUCCAAAGUUUCGCGACGUCAGCGAUGAGUUUCGCGUCGAUCCAAGCGAUGCUGAGUAUGUCGAAUCUAUACAGACUAGCAGCAGUUUGGGUUUCGAAGAACCAGUCGGUCAUGCCACCUUCUAUCCCAAUUAUGGACGUGACCAGAAGAAGUGCUAUUUUUAUGGUUGCUCUCAUCGGCGGGCCUACCACUACUUUGCCGAAUCGAUUACCAGCAAAUUGGGAUUUUGGGGUACACUCUGUCGUCGUCAAUCGGAUGAUGUUUGGAUAUUUUCGGAGACGGGUGUGGAAUUUCGUAUGGGUGGCGAGCCCUCUACGCCAAAGAGGGGUACAUUCUAUGUCAAAACAGCAGCUAAGCCGCCAUAUGCACUGGGUCCAAAUAUACAACCGCAACGAUUCGUCACAGCUGCCAUAGAUAACGAAACAAAUGGACUAUUCGAAGACGAAAAUAAUUCUAUCAGCGAGUAUAAAUUUGUAUAGUUUUUAAGUGUAGAGUUUGAGUUCAAAAAUCAAAUCAAAAUAUAUAUAUUUAUUUUAGAAUGAUUUUAUUUAUUUGACAAAACCAUAUGGAAUUUAAAAUUUUUACUAACCCACCACCAGAAGUUGUAAAUAUGUCUAAUAAAUAAUAAAAAGUCUUUAUGACAUGAUGAGAUGUGAUA